AUGGUGGAUCACAGGAUUGUAUUAGCAUUAAAGUUGUUGCUUUUGGUGUUGUUUUUUGAGUCUACAUUUGAGCAACAACAGCAAGAGAGGCUUAGUUCACCAAUAGAGAGAGCAGCUUUACUUGGACUAAGAUCUACUUUGGGCUUAAGAAGCAGGGAUUGGCCAAGAAAGGCAGACCCUUGUUCAGUUUGGAACGGUAUCAAAUGUGAGAAUGGUAGUGUUAGUGAAAUUAACAUUUCAGGGUUUAAAAGGACUAGACUUGGUUCUCAAAACCCACAAUUUAGAGUUGAUUCUCUUGUUAAUUUAACUAGACUUAAAUCUUUUAAUGCUUCUGGCUUUUAUCUUCUUGGUUCAAUUCCUGAUUGGUUUGGUCAAAGGCUUGUUUCCCUUCAAGUUCUUGAUCUUUCUUCUUGCUCGAUAAAUAAUGCUAUUCCAGGGAGUUUAGGGAAUUUGACCAGUUUAACUGGUCUUUAUUUGUAUGAUAAUAACUUUACGGGUAUGAUUCCAUCGAGUUUGGGACAAUUGGUGGGGCUUUCUGUACUUGAUCUUUCGGCAAAUAUGUUUACUGGAUCUAUUCCUGUGUCAUUUGGUUCGCUUCGAAAUUUGACAAGACUUGAUAUCUCUAUGAAUUUCGUAUUUGGUUCGAUUCCAGUUGGCAUUGGGAUGCUUUUGAAACUCCAGUAUUUGAAUUUUUCGAACAAUGACUUGUCGUCUUCGAUACCUGCUCAGCUCGGUGACCUUAGUAACUUGGUUGACCUUGAUCUGAGCUUUAAUUCGUUGACCGGAUCAUUGCCAGCAGAGUUGAAAGGCUUGAGGAAUUUGCAGAGAAUGCUGAUUGGGAACAAUAUGCUUGGCGGGUCUUUGCCAGUCAAUUUGUUUCCUGUUCCAAGUCAGUUGCAAACUGUGGUUUUGAAGAGCAAUAAUUUUGAUGGUGCGGUCCCUGAUGUGCUGUGGUCAAUGCCUCAGUUGCGCUUGCUUGAUAUCUCCGGCAACAAUUUCACUGGUAUGCUACUGAAUGCUAGUUUGAAUGCUAACACCACUACUGCAGAAUUGAAUAUAUCCCAGAAUUUGUUUUAUGGGGGUCUUACACCUAUUCUGAGAAGGUUUGGCUUUGUAGACCUGUCUGGUAAUUAUUUUGAAGGCAGGGUUCCAGAUUAUGUGAAUGACAAUGCUUCUCUUGUUAGCAAUUGUCUCCAAAAUUUGUCAAAUCAGCGGAGUUUGCAUGAUUGUACUUCUUUCUAUACUGAAAAGGGCUUGACUUUUGAUAAUUUUGGACUACCGAACUCCACGCAACCUCCAGCCAGGGAAAAUUCACGAAAGAGCAACAGAAAGGUCAUCAUAUUGGCAAGUGUUUUGGGAGGAGUUGGGCUUAUUCUGCUUCUGAUUAUAUUGCUAGUACUGCUGCUCUUUUGCAUCCGUAAGAAGGGCACUACGACUCAAAGAGGGGUUGGGGUUGGUCCAGUAACUCCAGUUCCUUCUGGGAGCAGUCCACCACCUCCUGGAGUAUCAAUUGACUUUUCAAGUUUUGGGGAAACAUUCACAUAUCAGCAGCUUCUCCUAGCCACCGGUGACUUUAGCGAUUUGAACCUCAUCAAACAUGGCCAUUCAGGGGAUCUCUACAAGGGAAUCUUGGAAAGUGGGAUCCCUGUGGUUAUAAAAAGGAUUGAUCUGCAGUCCCAAAGGAAGGAAGCGUACUUAUUGGAAUUGGAUUGUUUUAGUAAGGUUUCACAUCCCAGAUUGGUUCCCCUUUUGGGACACUGCCUAGAGAAAGAAAAUGAGAAAUUUCUGAUUUACAAACAUAUGCCAAAUGGAGACUUGUCAAGUUCCUUGUACAGGAAAACUAAUUCAGAAGAUGAUAGUUUGAAGUCAUUAGAUUGGAUAACAAGACUGAAAAUUGCAAUAGGAGCUGCUGAAGGUUUAUCUUAUCUGCAUCAUGAAUGCACACCGUCCAUUGUGCACAGAGAUGUUCAAGCCAGCAGUAUACUCCUUGAUGAUAAAUUUGAAGUACGGUUAGGGAGCCUGAGUGAAGUCUGUACUCAAGAAGGAGAUACCCGUCAAAGCAGGAUUACAAGGUUGCUGCGUCUGCCUCAGUCAUCGGAACAAGGUACUUCUGGCUCAUUGACAACCACAUGUGCCUAUGAUGUUUAUUGCUUCGGGAAGGUAUUAUUAGAGUUGGUUACUGGAAAGCUUGGCAUCAGCGCAUCUAGUGAUGCCCAGCUGAAGGAAUUUUCAGAACAGAUUCUACCGUACAUUAGCAUCUAUGACAAGGAGCUUGUAAUAAAAAUUGUGGAUCCAUCUCUGAUCAUUGACGAAGAUCUGUUGGAGGAAGUUUGGGCAAUGGCCAUUGUUGCGAGGUCUUGCCUCAAUCCAAAGCCUUCAAGGCGCCCCCUCAUGAGAUACAUCCUUAAGGCUUUGGAAAAUCCUUUGAAGGUAGUGAGGGAAGAAAAUUCUGGUUCUGCAAGGCUUAGAACAACUUCUUCUAGAUCUUGGAAUGCUUCGCUAUUUGGGAGUUGGCGUCACAGCUCAUCUGAUGUAGCAGUCAUUCCAGCGGGCUCUAGUGCCAGGCCAGAAGGAGAAAGUAGUUUUAAACAGUCAGGAGCUUCAAAUUCACAGGGUAGUGGCCAAAAUAGUGGCGGCGACCAUUCAUCUUCACAUAGACGGCAUUCUAGAGAGAUUUACCCUGAACCAUCUGAUGAGCAAGAUGUAGAGAGACAGGAUUAA
Molecule: messenger RNA, 2721 nt
Organism: Dovyalis caffra
Lineage: Eukaryota; Viridiplantae; Streptophyta; Magnoliopsida; Malpighiales; Salicaceae
Source: the annotation of a GenBank genome assembly